Galeopterus variegatus (Sunda flying lemur) is the source of this 1112-nucleotide messenger RNA. It is a transcript of the gene CARNMT1, whose product is annotated as chromosome unknown open reading frame, human C9orf41. Bases 49 to 954 code for a protein of 301 amino acids. The record is from RefSeq and is a predicted model, not a curated record. Lineage: Eukaryota; Metazoa; Chordata; Mammalia; Dermoptera; Cynocephalidae. The transcript has 7 exons. Gene Ontology annotation, molecular function: S-adenosylmethionine-dependent methyltransferase activity.
GAUGCCGUGGGAUGUGUUUUCCCAAACUGCUGCCGGUUCUUCACCAGUAUGCAUGAGCGAGUGAACCGAACAGAAAGGCAAUUUCGAUCACUUCCAGCUAAUCAGCAGAAACUACUUCCUCAGUUUCUUCUUCACUUGGACAAGAUCCGGAAAUGCAUUGAUCAUAAUCAAGAAAUACUGCUGACCAUUGUGAAUGAUUGCAUACACAUGUUUGAAAAUAAAGAGUAUGGAGAAGAUGGGAAUGGAAAGAUUAUGCCAGCAUCUACAUUUGACAUGGAUAAAUUAAAAUCCACACUGAAACAGUUUGUAAGAGACUGGAGUGAAACUGGGAAAGCAGAACGGGAUGCCUGUUACCAGCCAAUCAUUAAAGAAAUUUUAAAAAAUUUUCCAAAAGAGAGAUGGGAUCCUUCUAAAAUAAAUAUUCUGGUUCCUGGUGCUGGACUAGGAAGACUGGCCUGGGAAAUAGCUAUGCUAGGUUAUGCUUGUCAAGGAAAUGAAUGGAGUUUUUUUAUGCUCUUUUCUUCCAACUUUGUACUCAACAGAUGUUCUGAAAUUAAUAAAUAUAAACUCUAUCCCUGGAUCCAUCAGUUUAGCAAUAACCGGAGAUCAGCUGAUCAGAUUCGACCCAUCUUUUUCCCUGAUGUUGACCCCCACAGUCUUCCUCCUGGUUCUAACUUUUCUAUGACAGCAGGAGAUUUUCAGGAGAUUUAUUCAGAAUGCAAUACCUGGGACUGUAUUGCUACCUGUUUCUUCAUAGACACAGCUCACAAUGUAAUUGAUUAUAUUGAUACAAUAUGGAAAAUUCUCAAGCCAGGUGGAAUUUGGAUAAAUCUAGGUCCUCUCCUGUACCACUUUGAAAAUUUGGCAAAUGAACUUUCCAUAGAAUUGAGCUAUGAGGAUAUAAAAAAUGUCGUUCUUCAGUACGGAUUCCAGGUAGAGGUAAGGGAGGAAUGAAGUGUUGACACAAUUUUAACUUCCUAUGCACUUAAACAGGAUUGAUGACGUUAUGGCAGUUACUGACUUCUUAAUCUCUUUGUUUUCUCAUCCAUAAAGUAAAGAUAAUAUUAGCUUUCAGAAUUGUAAGGAUUUCAGAUGAUGUGUAUGUAAAAGGA